Molecule: messenger RNA, 623 nt
Organism: Vicia villosa (hairy vetch)
Lineage: Eukaryota; Viridiplantae; Streptophyta; Magnoliopsida; Fabales; Fabaceae
Product: protein PLASTID REDOX INSENSITIVE 2, chloroplastic-like
Exons: 2
Coding region: 87-623 (178 amino acids)
Biological process (GO): regulation of gene expression
Source: RefSeq, a predicted model, not a curated record
CUGAAAACAGGGGAGAUCAAAAAAUUUCUGUUCAAAAUAAUCCUAUAGAGAAGAUUAUCUAAAUCCACCAAAUCUCUGCACCGCCAAUGCUGCUAUUCAAUUCCUCUCUCUUAUGUACAUCUUCUUCUUCCCCAACAACGGUUACUCUCUCUCCAUCAACGACCUCUAAACCCCUUAACCUGCGCACACCCUGCCUUAUUCUGCGCCACUAUUUCCAACGGCCACUCCCUUCUUCUUCCCUCAUCACCAGAACCACUUUCACGCGCGUUCUCCGAGACUCACUCACACAGCAGCACGUGUACCCUGACCCAAUCCCCGAAUUCGCUGAAUAUGAGACACGCAAAUUCAAAGUUGAGCUCUUGCAGAAGCUUUCGGAGGAUGUAGACGAGUUCGGGGAUGAACUUGAUGCGGUUGUUGACGUUUGUGCUCAGAUAUUCAGCAAGUUUUUGCACAAGGAGUAUGGAGGUCCUGGGACAUUGUUGGUGACACCAUUCACGGAUAUGUUGGUUGCUUUAAAGAAAAAAAAACUACCAGGAGCAUCUCUGGCUGCUAGAGCAUCACUAUUAUGGGCACAAAAUCAUGUUGAUGAAGAUUGGAAAGUUUGGAACUCAAAAUUAAACUGA